CCUUGUUUGAAAACACUGUCGUCUUCUGUUGUGUCUUGCAGAUGUUCUGGUGGCUGUCAAUGGUCUCUGGAUUCUGGUGGAAACCUUCAUGUUACGAGAUGGAAUCUUUUCUCGCGACGUCCCCUGGAGUUACAUCAUGUUCCUCACAAUCUAUGGGGUCGAGGUGCUGCUGAAAGUCACCGGCCUGGGACCGAAGGAGUACCUCUCUUCUGGGUGGAAUCUUUUUGAUUUUGCCGUCACCUUGUUUGCGUUUUUGGGUCUCCUGGCACUGGCAUUCGAUAUGGAACCUUUCUACUUCAUUGUUGUGCUGCGGCCUCUGCAGUUGCUGAGGCUGUUUAAAUUGAAGAAACGUUACCGGAAUGUCUUGGAUACAAUGUUUGAGCUUCUUCCUAGGAUGGCCAGCCUCGGCCUAACUUUACUCAUCUUCUACUACUGCUUUGCCAUUGUUGGCAUGGAAUUCUUCUCUGGAAAACUCUACCCAAACUGUUGUAAGUAA
Thamnophis sirtalis is the source of this 496-nucleotide messenger RNA. The record is from RefSeq and is a predicted model, not a curated record. Lineage: Eukaryota; Metazoa; Chordata; Lepidosauria; Squamata; Natricidae.